Molecule: messenger RNA, 8395 nt
Organism: Pezoporus flaviventris
Lineage: Eukaryota; Metazoa; Chordata; Aves; Psittaciformes; Psittacidae
Gene: ADGRB1
Product: adhesion G protein-coupled receptor B1
Exons: 33
Coding region: 901-5784 (1627 amino acids)
Biological process (GO): cell surface receptor signaling pathway; G protein-coupled receptor signaling pathway; negative regulation of angiogenesis
Cellular component (GO): plasma membrane
Molecular function (GO): G protein-coupled receptor activity
Source: RefSeq, a predicted model, not a curated record
CCUCCCUCUCCCUCUCCCUCUCUCUCUCACUCUAAUGUGUGAUCUGGAAAGCUUAUAAAAGCCUGAUGUAAUCCUUAAUGCAGCCCCUGGCUACAAAGACUGGAUCUAGUUUCACAGAGAGAGAUUCAGAAGCAGAAUUCAAAGAGGAAAAAAGAGAAGCAAAAAGUGGGGGGAGAAGAGAGAAGAAGCAAGCAAAGCAGACGAGUGGAUUGCAAACAAACAUCUCUUUCUGAAGAAGACCCUUCUCGCUCUUCGCUGCUGGGAAAGCUACUCCGAGCCCUGCUCUAUGAUUUUUCCUUUACGGAGAAGACUCGCUCGUCGGCUUGGAUCUAAUGAUUUACUGGCUUUUAACGGCGUUUUUCCGCUCUCCUAAGGAUUUCUCCUCGGCAAACGGCUUCGUUCUUUGCAGCUCUUCUCUUUCACCUGCCUGUCUGCAGAGACACCAAAGGUUCUCCCUUCCUUUCCCUCACCACCCCCAUUUCUUUUAGUUUUCUUUUUCCCUCCCUUUUCCCGUUUGAUCUAUACAUGUAUAUAUAUAUAUAAGUGCGUAUGUAUAUAUAUAUGUAGAGGCGAGAGUGGAGGGGAGCGGAGGGAGAGCUGUGCCAUCCUUCUGGACUUCACGCGCUGCCCAAUGUUGGGCUGGUUACCCCUGGAUAUGUUGCUGGUUUCCAUUUGGAAUUUGACAAAGGGAAGAAGGAGGAUAUAAAACCUGGGGGAGCUCUGCAAGGUGUUGCUUAUGGCCACAGGAGGGAGCUCAAAUCCAGACAUGGGAGUAUUGGCUUGAUUUCAGAUCCAGAGCCUCUUAAACUCUCGCUUUUCCUCUAAGCUGGUCCCUGUUAUGUCCAGGAUCUGGCGCCUGCUUGACAUUUACUUUGAGUUCCAGAGGACCAGAGACCUAGGAUGAGGAGCAUUGGAUCUGCCCUGAACCUGCUUUUGGUAUCGCCACUCUACUUUGUGUGGACCGUGGUCGCUCUGGACCUGGCACAAACUCCCUGCACCACUUUGGUCCAAGGGAAAUUCUUUGGGUAUUUCUCCUCCUUUGCCGUCUUCCCAUUGAACUCCUCUCUCUGCUCUUGGAUUAUCCAGAACCCUGACCCUCGGAGGUACACUUUGUACAUGAAGAUCCUAAAACCCGCCGGCAUAUGUGACCACCAGCACAUCCGCACCUACCAGUUUGACUCCUUCCUGGAGUCCACCCGCACCUACCUGGGCAUGGAGAGCUUUGACGAUGUGUUGAAGCUCUGCGAUGGGUCCACCCGCUUUGCCUUCCUCCAGUCCAACAAGCAGUUCCUCCAGAUGAAGCAGACAGCACCACCGGGCGUGGAGACCUGGCCCAUGCGGUGGAAGCCCACAAAGGCUCAGGAGAGGGACUUCUCAGUGGAGUACCUCGUGGUGGGCAACAGGAACCCUAGCAAAGCCGCUUGCCAGAUGCUCUGCAAGUGGCUGGAUGCGUGCUUGGCCAUCAGCAGCAGCUCCCAUCCGUGCGGCAUUAUGCAGACCCCAUGCUCUUGCUCAGGAGGGGAGGUCCUGGAUCAGGCCAGCGAGAUCAUUGGCAUCACGAGGAAGAAGGAAGAUUGUUAUAAGGAUGGGAUUUACUUGGAGAACUGCAUGAGCAGCCCUAAAGACAGCAGCGGAGCGGAGUUUUUGGGUGGUUGGAACCCGUGGUCGGCUUGGGGCGACUGCACCAAGGACUGCGGCGGAGGCCUGCAGACCCGCAUGCGCACCUGCAAGCCCCUUCCCAACGAAGGUCUUGUCUGCGAGGGAGUCCUGGAGGAAGGACGGCUGUGCAAUAGGAAGGCAUGCAAUACCAAUGGACGCUAUAAUUCCAGAAGCCAAUCGCUGAGGUCCACAGAUAACAGAAAGCGAGAGGACACUGACGAACUGCAGCACUACGGGUACCCUGCACCUCAAAUAGGUGACCCUGCGGCUGAGGAGUGGUCCCCAUGGAGCGUGUGUUCGACUACCUGUGGGGAGGGCUGGCAGACCAGGACCAGAUUCUGCGUGUCGUCUUCCUACAGCACUCAGUGCAGCGGCCCUCUCCGGGAGCAGAGACAGUGCAACAACUCCGCCGUGUGUCCAGUGCACGGCACCUGGGAUGAGUGGUCUCCAUGGAGCUUGUGCUCUUCCACAUGUGGGAGAGGAUACAGGGACCGGACCCGCACAUGCAAACCCCCUCAGUUUGGUGGGAACCCCUGUGAGGGCCCGGAGAAGCAAACCAAGUUCUGCAACAUCGCGCUUUGCCCAGUGGACGGCAACUGGAAUGAAUGGUCGAGCUGGAGCUCCUGCUCGGCCUCCUGCUCCAACGGUACCCAGCAGCGGACGAGGGAGUGCAAUGGACCUUCCUAUGGGGGGGCCGAAUGCCAGGGACACUGGGUGGAAACCAGAGACUGCUUCCUACGCCAAUGCCCAGUGGACGGGAAGUGGCAGGCUUGGGGAGUGUGGGGCAGCUGCACUGCAACGUGUGGAGGUGGGACUCAGAGACGUGACCGUGUGUGCUAUGGACCUUUCUUCGGUGGACAGACUUGCCAGGGCCCCAAGGAGGAGUAUAAGCAGUGCAAUGACAGAAGGUGUCCUGAGCCCCAUGAAAUCUGUGAUGAAGAAAGCCUUGGCCCUGUGGUUUGGAAAGAGACGCCCGCUGGGGAUGCUGCUGCUGUCCGGUGUCCUCGCAAUGCCACCGGGCUGAUCCUUCGAAGAUGCAUUUUAGAUGAAGAAGGGAUAGCUUAUUGGGACCCUCCAACAUACAUCAAGUGUGUUUCUAUUGAUUACAGGAACAUACAGAUGAUGACCAGGGAGCAUCUUUCCAAAGCUCAGCGUGGCUUUAUGGGAGAUGGGCUGUCAGACGUGCUCCAAAACCUUGUGGAAAUCUCCCAGGAUGGGACCAGCUACAGCGGGGACCUAUUGUCCACCAUUGACGUACUCAGGAAUGUGACAGAGAUCUUCCGCAGGGCUUAUUAUAGCCCAACUUCUGGGGAUGUGCAGAACUUUGUCCAGAUCAUCAGCAAUCUUUUAAUGGAGGAAAACCGGGAAAAAUGGGAGGAAGCUCAGCUGAUAGGACCAAAUGCCAAGGAGCUGUUCAGGCUCAUGGAGGAUUUCAUUGAUGUCAUUGGUUUUCGCAUGAAGGAUUUCCGGGAUUCCUACCAAGUGACGGACAACCUCGUCCUCGGCAUUCACAAAAUGCCUGCUAAUGCAGCAACUGACAUCACCUUCCCCAUGAAAGGCUGGAGGGGCAUGGUGGACUGGGCCAAGAACUCGGAGGACAAGGUCACUGUCUCCAAGAGCAUCCUGUCUUCAGGGCUGACAGCAUCGGAUGAUUCCUCCGUCUUCGUGGUGGGGACCGUGCUGUACCGCAACGUGGGCAACAUCCUCUCCCUCCAGAGAAACGGCACUGUUCUGAACUCCAAAGUCAUCUCCGUGACUGUGAAACCAUUUCCCCGGUCUCUCCUCACCCCCUUGGAGAUUGAAUUCUCCCACCUCUACAACGGAACCACCAACCAGACCUGCAUCCUGUGGGAUGAAAAUGAUGGCAGAGCCUCCGCCUCUCCACCCGGCGCAUGGUCCUGGCGCGGCUGCCGAACGGUCCCGCUCGACGCUUCCCGGACCAAGUGCCUGUGUGACCGGCUCUCCGCCUUCGCCAUCUUAGCCCAGCUCAGCCCCGACAUGAACAUGGAAAAGGUGCUGGUCCCUUCUGUCACAUUAAUUGUAGGCUGUGGAGUAUCUUCGCUGACACUUUUGCUGUUGAUUAUCAUUUAUGUCUCUGUUUGGAGAACUCAGGUUUUUCCGUGCCUGGGGUAUCAUUGGAUGUGCUCAAGUCCUUGUCCUCUCCUGCUUUUCCUAAGGCUGGGCAACACUGGGCAGCGCUGGUAUAUUCGCUCAGAGCGCUCUGUCAUUCUUAUCAACUUCUGCCUAUCCAUCAUCUCCUCCAACGCCCUCAUCCUGAUCGGACAGACCCAGACCCGGAACAAGGUGAUAUGCACGCUGGUGGCGGCUUUCUUGCACUUCUUCUUCCUCUCCUCUUUCUGCUGGGUGCUGACCGAGGCUUGGCAGUCCUACAUGGCCGUGACAGGCCGGUUACGGAACCGCAUCAUCCGCAAGCGCUUCUUGUGUCUUGGAUGGGGGCUCCCUGCCUUGGUUGUUGCCAUUUCUGUGGGAUUUACUAAAGCCAAGGGGUACGGCACCGUGAACUACUGCUGGCUGUCGUUAGAGGGAGGUCUUCUCUAUGCCUUCGUGGGACCAGCGGCUGCUGUCGUUUUGGUGAACAUGGUUAUUGGCAUUCUGGUUUUUAACAAACUUGUAUCCAAAGAUGGAAUAACAGAUAAGAAACUGAAGGAACGGGCAGGUCAGAUGGCAGUGCCCCUUUACGGCAUGACGCUCAAAUGUUCCAAGUGUGGAGUAGUUUCUUCUGCUGAAGUUUCGGCCACAGCCACCAGUAACGCCAUGGCUUCCCUUUGGAGCUCCUGUGUGGUCCUACCACUCCUGGCUCUCACCUGGAUGUCUGCAGUUCUGGCAAUCACAGAUCGGAGGUCAGCACUCUUCCAGAUCCUUUUUGCUGUCUUUGACUCAUUGGAGGGCUUCGUCAUCGUUAUGGUCCAUUGUAUCCUAAGGCGGGAGGUCCAGGAUGCUGUGAAGUGCCGAGUAGUAGAUCGUCAGGAAGAGGGCAAUGGAGACUCAGGGGGGUCAUUUCAGAAUGGACACGCUCAGCUAAUGACCGAUUUUGAGAAGGAUGUGGAUAUGGCUUGUAGAUCAGGUGAGCACAUCACAGUGCUGAAUAAAGACAUCACUGCCUGCAGGACCUCAACCAUCACAGGAACACUGAAGCGUCCAUCACUGCCAGAUGAAGAGAAACUGAAACUCAAUCACCAGAAGGGGUCAUCAAACUUUAACAGUCUUCCAGCCAACGUCUCCAAGAUGCAUCUUCAAGGCUCCCCACACUACCUGGGGGCCAUCAACCUGAAUGAGUUCAGCAAUCACUCUCUCACUCUGAAGAAGGACAAGAACCAGCCACCUAAAUCCAUCUACAUCUGUGAUGGGGACAUCUUCAAGAAGUUGGACUCAGAACUCUCCCGGGCACAAGAGCAAACGCUGGACACCAGCUAUGUCAUUCUGCCUACCAACACGUCUACCUUACGGGCCAAACCACCCAAAGACGAGAGCAAAUACAGCAUCAAUAUUGACCAGAUGCCCCAGACACGGCUCAUUCACCUCAGCAUGGCUACUGAUCCAGGCUUUGUUGUCAAGAGUCCUCCACGGGAGCCUGUAACCAUGACAUGCAGUGAGGUUCAAGGUUCCUCCAUGGUACAACAACAGCAGCAGCAGCAGCUGGCGCCACAGAACAUCUCCAAUGAGUCACAGAUUCCCAACAGCCUGUGUGAUACAGGUGACUCAGGGAACUCAGGUGUGGUGUCCAAGAGUGAGACAGUCUCCACCCUCUCCAUGAGCUCCUUGGAGAGGCGGAAAUCCCGGUAUGCAGAGCUAGAUUUUGAGAAAAUCAUGCACACAAGGAAACGUCACCAAGACAUGUUCCAAGACCUGAACAGAAAACUCCAGCAUGCAGAGAAGGAGAAGGAGUCUCCAACAACGGACAGCAAGCAAGAAAAACAGCAGACACCAAACAAGAGACCCUGGGAAGGAAUCAGGAAAGUCCAGUCCCCACCAUCAUGGGUUAAAAAGGACAUCGAACCUGUGGCACAGUCUCCCCUAGAACUCAAAACUGUAGAGUGGGAGAAAACAGGGGCCACCAUUCCCCUGGUGGGACAAGACAUUAUUGACCUUCAGACAGAGGUCUGAGCGGAAAGGGAAGAAAGGGACUCUCUUAUUUUCUGGAAAACAAACGAAACAAACAAAACACAACCACGUUUUAAAGAAAUGAUUAAAUUAAAACGGAACCGAGCGAGAAAAAUGUUUGGUUUCUUUUGAAACCUUUGGUAAGGUUGGAGUAACUUUUGUAUUGUUCUCAGCAGAGAGGGGGAAUAUUACUUUAUAGAGUAUAGUAGCUGUAGGUUCAGGACAACACGAGCUUUCCCAGGUAGGACUGGAAAAGAAGUGAGCCUGGAAGAGAGCGAGGAGGAAGCAGAGGGUGGGAAGGGGCUGCAGGGGAUGAGCCCUCAUCAGAGAUGCUUUCGGGCUGCUGCUGCACGCCGAGAGCCUUCCUGCUCUGCCACAGGGAGGUGUGGAAAGAUGCCCAGCAAAGGGCCAAGAAGAUUGGGGUUGUUUGGAGACCGUAAAGAGGGGACACCUGCGGGAGCCUCGCUGCGCUGUAGAUCCCUUGGGGAGACCCAGCCUUGAGGGUCUGUGGCAUCCCUCGAUGAUCCUCGCCCCCCACCUCUCCCUCACCAGCUCACUCGAGAAGGAAGGAGACGGGAUGCGCCAAACGGUGGCCAAGAAGACAUUCCCACUCCGAUGAGCCGCACCGUGACCUGGCAUAGUGGCGCUCCCACAGCGGGUCCUGGACGGGGAAGUGGUUGCAUCAUCCAUGGCUUAAGUGGAGAGAUAAGGUGGAGUUUCCUCCUCUCAUCCCUCCACAGCAGAGCUUCCAUGUGCCCCAAGGAGUGGGAUAGGCACAGGAGGAAAGGACCACCUCCCAAACCUGCUCGCCCCGUCUCGAACGAGAGGGUGGAAGGUGUUAGAAAACCAGACCAACAUGAAGAAUGUAGGUCGUUUCAUUGACUGUUAAAUAGAUAAAUUCAGCACGGGCCUUGCAAAGGUCCUCUUGGCCUCAUCCUUUUUAUUUUGUUUUUUUUUUUUCUGUUAUUUUUCCUUGCUUUCGGAUUCAGAUUGAUUCCAAGCUGCCCCUCCCUGGAAGGCAGAGAGAGAAAGAGGGAAAGACAGACCUGCCGAUGUACCUGGAGACAUUUGGUAUACAGAGAUGUUGCCUUAGGACAUUGAGACAAACUGACAACACGAAUAACGUCCACUUGGAAACAAACGAACAGACAAACAAAAUAAUCUAUUUUUUUCCUUCUUCUUUUCUUUUCUUCAAUAAAAAGAGAACUUGAAACCCGAGACCUUUCUUUUCUUUGGCUCUUGUCAUUUCGAAUGCCUUUUAUGUGCCGUAGGACUGCGCAGGCAAGGGGUGAGCAUGCCACCUGCUGAAGGUGGAAGGCAGAGUUGCUCCAUGGAAAGCUUGGGAUGGUGGGAACACACAGCCUUUUUGCUGCUGGCUUUGUUUUAUUCAGUUCAGGCUUUGGUUAUUAUCCCCUGGCUGGCUCUUCUCCUCCCUCCCCACUGCCCAGAGCCAGCAAGCAGGUUUGUGGUCCUACAAGAAGGAAGAGGUGGAGCUGAUCAGGAAAGCAGGACAUUCCUCAUCAAAAAAUACUGUCUUUUUAUUUCACCAUGAAAAGAAAUAAUAACAAUUUUAAUUUCUUUUUGGUCAUUAAACAUUUCUCAAAGCUAUUUACAUAAAACAACGUAUCUAUAUUUCACACACCCCCCCCCCCCCCCAAUGUAGUGCAAUACUUCUAUCAUUUAAUAAAUAUACCAGUAACAUUACAAGCAGACUUCAUUUUUCUUACCAUUCCCAGCACUGUCUGUCUGAUGUUUGGAACAACUCUCCCAGCUUUGGAGAUGUGCAGUGGCAGAGCUCUGGUUGUAAGCGGCCAGACUGUGCCAGACAGCAAAGCUUGAUCAGGGUCUGGGUUCUUACUGUGUGUUUUGGUCUCUUUUUGAUAGAAAUUAAUACAAAACCAAAAUAUUUUUAGGGAAAAACUAGCAAUGGAUUCAAAAUGCAAAACAAUCACUGCCCCCAGUUGUGCUUCUGCCACUGAGGUGUUGCUUGGCUUGACAACAUCUCUGUUUAAACUCUCCUUUGGGCCACCUGGGUGAUCUUCAAUGGCAUUUACCUUGCCAUUACCUGUAGAAUAUAAAGGAUGGAAAGAAAAAAACAAUCCAAAUAGCUUAAAGAAUAGGGAAAGUGAUUACUUAUAAAAAACUGUGAUAUUAUUGUUCAAUUUUAGAUUACUCUAUGAAACAGGAAAGCACAAAGGCCUCCCUCAGAUGCCGGGUUGUAUGAUAUUGUAAUUAUUAUAAUUACACAUUAUGAAUUUUAGCAUACAGAUAUCUUUCUACUGUGUUUUAAUUCUUUUCUCUAUUUUUUCCCCCUCUCCUUUCCCCUUACCCAACCAAGCCUCUUCUCUUCCACCUUCCCCAUUCACCCAUUCACUCCAGCCGACUCGCAGGACAUUAACGGUGAUAUGUAAUUACAGAGAUCAAUGUUUGUUUAAUAACUGUUGCUCUUCGACUUUCUCUGCUCAGCUCCUCCGGUUAAUUCUGUUCUCCCAUGCCCUGCCCCAUGCCAUGCCUUCCCCUUCCUCCUCUCCGUGUUCGUCAGUUAUUUUUUCUGUACAGUUUUCAGAGCACAAAAUGAAUGUGUCUUAUUUCUAAUAAAAGAGGUGCAAACUCC